AUGCUCACCGCCGCGGCGGAGGUGCCGGCUGCUGCGGAGCCGGCGUGGACCUGGAGAGGCGCCCCGAUCUCCACGCUGGUGCGGAGGAUCCAGCAGCUGCAGAAUGACCGCGCGCAGGCCUUCCGCCGCCUGGACCAAGCUCACCGCCACUACCUGCUCAGUGAUGACUUCCCUCGUUACCGGAGUGAGGUGCACGAGGUAACCCAGGCCUUCGCCGCUGCCUCGAGGGAGGUACUGGCGGUGGAAGAGGAACUGGCGGGGCCUCGCGAGCAGCCGGUGCUCGCCCGCCACGUGCGCAGCCUGCAGGAGCUGGAACAGACGCGCUUGGCCACGGUGGCGCUGCUGCAGGUGAUGAGGACGCCAGGAGCGUCUGAACAGGAGGACCCUGACAAGUCGCGCCAGCUGAAAAUGAAGGUAAUUAAAACCAUGGAAGCGAUCAGCGAGGUUCUGCAGGAACUCAGGUUUGAUGCCGAAUCUGCCGAGUGAGGGCGGCUCCCCAGGGACCAGAGGAAGAUGGGAAAAGAGGCCCAUGGCAUCCAGCCCAGCCCUGACCGCCAGCUGGCUGAGGUCGUGCCCCGCCGGGCUGCCCUCCAAUGCGCCUCACGCAAUAAAGAAUUCUCCCUCUGC
Messenger RNA from Acomys russatus (golden spiny mouse), 627 nucleotides. It is a transcript of the gene Rex1bd, whose product is annotated as required for excision 1-B domain containing. The record is from RefSeq and is a predicted model, not a curated record. Lineage: Eukaryota; Metazoa; Chordata; Mammalia; Rodentia; Muridae. The transcript has 5 exons. The coding region runs from base 1 to 486 and encodes 161 amino acids.